CGGCGGCUAAGGAAAACGUUUAUAGUAUUGCAUCAAACUGUGCGCCAUUAAUAAGACCUUCUACUUCAUCAAGGUUUCAGCAUCUUAUGAUCUCGCUUCUGAGAAUAAGAAAACUCCCAUUUACUAUAUCGCCAUUUACAUUGACCAGGCUCAUGGAUUCGUCAUCAUCUUCAACAAUAACAGCGGCAAAGGCCUCCUCACAAACUCACAGACUCCUUUUAUUAGCCCAACAGUUACGUUGUUACAAGCCACCACCUUCUUGUUUAGAUGAAUUGGAGGAACAACAAAUCCAGGAAGCCACUGGCAAGGUGGUCUCUCAGGUGGGGUUUGAAGAAUCUCUUACUCCAACUGUUAGGGACCCUCAACGGUUUAAACCCAAAAAAGCUGCUGUUUUGAUCUGUCUCUUUGAAGGAGAUGCUGGUGAUUUGAGGGUCAUACUUACGAAGAGGUCUUCUAGAUUGUCUACUCACUCUGGGGAAGUUGCAUUGCCUGGUGGGAAAGCUGAUGAGGGUGAUAAGGAUGAUGCGGAGACUGCAACAAGGGAAGCUGAGGAGGAGAUUGGGUUGAAUCCGUCACUUGUGGAUGUUGUGACUUUUCUUGAACCAUUUCUGUCUAAGCAACUCCUCAGAGUUAUACCUGUUAUUUGCUUACUUCGCGAUAGGAAAGCUUUCAAGCCUAUUCCAAAUCCUGCUGAGGUAGAAGAAGUAUUUGAUGCUCCUUUAGAAAUGUUUAUUAAGGAUGAAAAUCGAAGGGAUGAAGAAAGAGAAUGGCUUGGGGACAAGUAUCUUAUUCACCUUUUUGAUUAUGAAUUUGAAAACAAGGAGUACUUGAUAUGGGGUUUAACUGCCGCCAUCUUGAUUAGGGCUGCCUCAGUGGUAUUCCAGAAGCCAGCAGCUUUUCUGGAGCAAAACCCGAAGUUCAAGUUCCCUAGAGUAAUAGACAAAGACACCUCUAUGUAAACAAAUUCACAGAUGACAUGGGUUCGGUGUACUCCAGAUAAACUUCCGCAUUAAAUUCACCACUGCCCUCAUUUGUUGAACUAGUAUAACUUCUUUUAGGAUGAUCCGAUUAAUGUAUCCAAACAAGUAAUAACUAUUGCAUAUGUCAUUCUCAGAUGCCCCUAAACUGGGGAGGCCAGAUAUAUCAAGACUUUGAGGAGUUCUUCACUAAGUAGUUGUGAGUGUGAAAACAUUAUUGUUGGAGCUGUUAGUUGCUUUCACCUUUCCUCAGGUUAGUUCUGGAAAGACUUCAAAACUACUUUUUUCCUGUGAAUCUCAUUUGUCAGUCACUCAUACGGGAACUGCAUCUUGCUUAAAGAGUUUGCAGUGUUGGACAAAAUAACUGCGAGAAGCUGAAGUUCAUGUUUUUGUUAUAGGAAUUGAAUAUUUUUUUUUCUGUAAUUUUUUCAGACUUGAUAUGGGUUAGUGAUGUUAAAUCUGCCUGAUAUUAAUAUGACGAAGUCCCCUCUUGAAUGAUUGCAGUACAAAUCAUUUUAUAUUUGACCAUCUAUAGCAGUAUAGACUCAAGAAUUUAAAAUGUGAUUAUCUUCUUUACCAAAGUACUAAUCAACCAACAAAAAACAUGAUUAUCCUUUUAUUCAUGAAAUAUGAUGUACAUACCCUAAUCAGAAAGGCUGAUGGUGGCUAAAGUAGUUGAAUUACAUGACAAGAUGAUCAUGGAUUCCAAGAACACCAGAAACGGAACUGGAAGAGCCUAACAGCUUCGUGUCUACAAAGGAAACUGAGGGAAGGGAUAAGAGAGGAAACUGAUGCUGAUAUGUAGAAACGGCUUUGAGAGAGGCUAAGGAGGAGAUCAUUUUGAGCCUUUUUCUUGUUAGUGUAGAAGAUAAUUUUAUUGAUAAUAAUUGAAUAUAUAGUAGAUUUGAUACAAAAUUGGCAAAUAUAAUGCCCUGUUGUUGAGAAUUGUGAAUGUUGGUGUCUGCCUUUGGCUGUGAACAUUGUUGGUACGAAGUUUUUGCAGCAUACAUGUAAUCAAUUAUUAUAUAGUUGCUGGUAUUGAAUAAUCCAGGAGUGGAACUUACAAACUUUACCUACU
Messenger RNA from Mangifera indica (mango), 2055 nucleotides. RefSeq names its product nudix hydrolase 15, mitochondrial-like. Gene Ontology annotation, molecular function: acetyl-CoA hydrolase activity; coenzyme A diphosphatase activity. Bases 87 to 959 code for a protein of 290 amino acids. Lineage: Eukaryota; Viridiplantae; Streptophyta; Magnoliopsida; Sapindales; Anacardiaceae. The record is from RefSeq and is a predicted model, not a curated record. The transcript is spliced from 4 exons. Gene Ontology annotation, biological process: coenzyme A catabolic process.